AUGAAUGUAGAUAAUAAAAUUUACAGUAAUACAAAUUAUAUAUAUAACAAGAAUUUACACAUUAAAGACAUUAUACCUUAUAGAAAAAGAAAAGAAAAGAAUAACAUUACUUUAUUAAAUAAUUAUCAUGACUAUAAAAGAAAAGAUUCUAUAUAUAAUUAUGUAUUAUUUUAUUUAAACAAAAAUGUGAUCAAAAAUUCUAAUGAAUUAAAAUUAAAUAAAUUAAAUGAUAACAAAAUAAGUAGUAAAAUAAAAAAAAACAUAUAUCAAAAAAGUAAUAAAAUGAGAGAUAAUGAACGUUAUGAUAUGAGUAUAAUAAAAAGUGUCCCAUUAAAAAAAAAUUAUAUUAGUAACAGUUUUAGUAUAGAUAAUAAUUUUGACAACAAUCUAUCUUUUAGAAAUAAUUGCACUAACUGUAAAAUUAAUGAUUAUUGUAACCAUAAUAAUAAUUAUAAUACUUAUUUAAAUAAUAUUGUAUAUAACUUAACCAUAAAAAAGAAAUUUACGAAGAACAAAAAAACACCCAUUCUAUGUGAUUUAAACAAUUCUGAAUGUUUCAAUUCAAAUGUAAAUAAGGUAAUCCAAAUAAAUAAAAGAAAUUAUAUAAAUAAAAUAGAUAAUAUAAAACAUAAUUCUGACUUUAAAAGCAUUAACCAUUUUACUAUUUCUGCUAAUUCUAUUGCUAAUAAUGUUAAUAAUAAUGUUAAUAAUAAUGUAAAAAAUUUGUAUUAUCAAAUAUAUAAUAGGUAUGAUAUUAAAGCACAAAAUAAGAAUUAUAAAAGAAACCUAACUAUAUUAAAUAAAAAUGGACAUAUUACAAAUUCUACCUAUAGUAGUAAAAACAAAUAUUUUAACAGUAGUAGUAUUUUUAAAAGGAAUGUUUCACCAAUAAAUAAUAUAUGUAAUUAUGAAAACAGGAAAGUAUUAGAUUAUAGUAUAUUUAACAAAAAUAAACUAAAAUUUCCUUAUUCAAAUCAAAAUUAUAAUAAAAUGAAUUCAUUUAAUAAUUUGAGAAAAAAUUCCGAAAAAAAUCAAGCCCCUUGUUAUGAUUGUUCUAGUAAUAAAUUUACUAAAAUAAAUACUACUAAUAAUAAAAAAUCCACCAUAUCAUGUUUAAACACAAUAAAUAAAAACAAUAACAUCGAAAUAAUAGAAAGUUUAAGUGAUAAUGAAAAAUAUUUUAAAGCAAAAAAAAAAAAAAAAAAAAAUAAUUUAUGUUCUUUUAUAUUUAGUAAAGAAUGUCCUUAUGAGGGUUGUAAAAUUGGGAAAAAAAAAAUUUUAUAUUCAAAUGAAUUUUGCAUAAAUUCUAACAGUAAAUUAAUAAAGAAAAAUAAAGAAUCGUGUGAAUUUAAAAAUAGUAGUUAUUUUAUUGAGUUACUAUUAAAUGGUGAAAAGGAAGCUAAAAAUAUAAUAGAUAAAGCUUAUCAAAAUAAAAAAAAAUUAAGGAAAUUAAUGUAUGAACAAAUAGAAGAAGAAAUAGAAAAUUUUAAACAAAUAGAAAAUUUAAAGUAUGAAGAAAGUUACAAAAAAUUGGAAGAAGAAACAAGAAGUUGUGAACAAUUAAUGGAAAAUGAGUUACAUAUUAUUAACAUUAAAAUGCAAACUAUUUCUACAAAUAUUAUCGAAGCAUCUAAUUAUAUAAUAGAAAAAAUUAUUAAUGUUGAUUUUAGUUUAAAUUAUGAUUCACUUAAAUAUUAUUUACCAAUGAAAGAGAUUCUUCCUAUUCAUCUGGCAAUAGAACAACAAGAAAGUCAACAGAAUUUUAAAAAAAAAGACACUCUAAUAAUUGAUGAACAAGGUAAUUCUUCAAUUCUUCAUUAUAAUCAGUAUAAAAAUGAACACACAAUUAGAAAAUUCGGUUCAUUCUGGACAAGAAUAAGACAUAAUAAAUAG
This is a messenger RNA of Plasmodium gallinaceum, 1893 nucleotides long. Its product is annotated as conserved Plasmodium protein, unknown function. The transcript has a single exon. The record is from RefSeq and is a predicted model, not a curated record. NCBI's taxonomy places the organism in Eukaryota, Apicomplexa, Aconoidasida, Haemosporida, Plasmodiidae. The coding region runs from base 1 to 1893 and encodes 630 amino acids.